ACUUUGACCAGAUAUUAUUGCAUCCAAAGAUCAACUGUACCUAGAACAUAGAUACAGAGACACUUGUUAUCAGGAAGGUGCUCUCUCAGAACAACGGAAAAUAUCUCAAUGACUUGACAUGUUCUGGUUGUGAAUUCAGGCUACAAGGGGUCAGUGCUCUAAAAUGAGUCUCUCUGGGGAGAGAGAGGAGGGGGGCCCUGCCUCUAAAAUGAGUCUCUCUGGGGAGAGAGAGGAGGGGGCCCCUGCAUCUAAAAUGAGUCUAUCUGGGGAGAGAGAGGAGGGGGCCCCUGCCUCCAAAAUGCAUCUCUCUGGGGGACAUGACACCAAAGCUAAGAGACCAAUCAAGCAGGAGAGACCAGCCUCCCCUGUUCCCAGCUGUGUGUCCAUGAAGAGUGACCAGUCUAUGGAUAAACCUGAAGAGUUUAGAGAGGGAGACUUUUCUACUGAACAAAGAAACCAACAGGAGAGAUCAGAGUCAGAGAUUCUCAGUGGUCAGUCUUCCCAGAGUCAUCAAACAGACCUGGACUCUAUAUUCAGUUUGCUUGAAGAGAAAAUUAUGACAUUUGUGAAGAACGAGCUGAAGAUGUUCAAGAGGAUUCUUGGUCCUGAACUCCCAGAAGGAUUUGAGAGUCAGAAGCAGGAUGAGGAAGUGGUGGAUGCUGAAGAUGAGAAGCAGGAGAGCAGUGCCAGAGAGGGGGCUCUGAAGAUCACACUGCACAUCCUGAGGAAAAUGAACCAGAAGGAGCUUGCUGACACACUGGAGAAACAUGAGCUUGCUGUGAUUUGCCAACGUGAACUCCAAUCUAACCUAAAGAAGAAGUUUCAAUGUGUAUUUGAGGGGAUCGCUAAACAAGGAAACCCAACAUUUCUCAACAAGAUCUACACAGAAGUCUCUGCUCCUCCCCGCUAUUUCCCCUAG
Molecule: messenger RNA, 919 nt
Organism: Salmo salar (Atlantic salmon)
Lineage: Eukaryota; Metazoa; Chordata; Actinopteri; Salmoniformes; Salmonidae
Source: RefSeq, a predicted model, not a curated record